AUGGCUCUCAGAACAGUUCUAACUUCAUGUCUUUUCGGAGCCAUCGUAUGUGCCCCGAUGAUUACCUUGCUGUCAGAACCUAAAACUUUAAGGUGUUUAACCAGAAGAUCAUUCAAAUUCGCUACUUAUGGAUUCUUACCCGGAAUCACCAUAGCCCCAAUACUGAUGUAUGCUCGGAUGAAAGAUCAACCGGACGAAGCAUUUUACGACAGGUGCUAUCGGCUACGGAGCAACAAAAGCCAGCUUCGUGUAGAUCGUUUCAGUUAUAUCGGUUUGGGAUGCGGCAGGAUAGCAGGUUUCGCCAACGCAGCUGGACCAAUACAAACAGCAAUAAUAUGA
This is a messenger RNA of Schistosoma guineensis, 339 nucleotides long. Lineage: Eukaryota; Metazoa; Platyhelminthes; Trematoda; Strigeidida; Schistosomatidae. The record is from the annotation of a GenBank genome assembly.